Messenger RNA from Lachancea mirantina, 1140 nucleotides. Lineage: Eukaryota; Fungi; Ascomycota; Saccharomycetes; Saccharomycetales; Saccharomycetaceae. The record is from the annotation of a GenBank genome assembly.
AUGCCCGUUAAGCUCAAGUGGCCUUGGCUAGGUAUAGCAAUUCCUGCCUUCCUCAUUAGUUUCUUGGGAUAUGGAGGGCACUAUUUUGUUCUUCAGAAUUUCUGUGCAAUUCCUGUUCAGCUGUCUUUUGAAGCAUGCUUGACCAUGAUUUGGAUAUCAUAUUACUUGGCGAUUUUCACAGAUACGGGAAGCCCACCUGCUGAAGUCUCCCCUCAGGCCCAUGGCUGGAAGUUCUAUUGCAAAAUCUGCAAAUGCUACAAACCUGAAAGAACACAUCACUGCAAAACAUGCGGGAAGUGUGUCCUGGUGAUGGAUCACCACUGUCCAUGGACAAUGAACUGUGUGGGACUCAAUAAUUUUGCGCCCUUUGUGCGCUUCCUUGUCUGGGUAAUGGUAACGACCAGCUUCUUAGGUUUCCAAUUGAUUAGACGGGCUCUUUUCCAUUGGCAUGGGCGACAUGAUAGAUACUUUGUCUUCAAGUCAGAGCUGUGGUUCCUGGUUCUCCUUAUUCCGCUCAAUUUUUUCGUGCUUCUAUCGAUCGCCGCACUCUUCAUUCGCUGCGCUGGAAAUCAAUUCUUUAAAGGCAUGACACAGAUAGAAACCUGGGAAUUUGAAAGACUAGAGAAUCUUUUUGACAAUAGAAAGCUCGUUCCACAGCUUGUGAUUUCUCUCAAAGAAAUUUACCAAGAUGAAAAUAUACCCGAACAGGAAGUGAGCGCCUUGUCUACCGAUAGAUCUUUAGACAUUGAAGAACUCAUCAACUUCCCCUAUGACAAUGGCAUAAUGUCUAACAUCAAGCUCUUCCUUGGAAGCUUUACCCAAUGGGUUUUACCGUGGGGAGCAACGAGCCAAAACGGCUUAACGUUCGAGAAGAAUGAAUUUAGCCACUACAACAGCAAGGCUCCGCUAAUCGAUCGCUUCCUGUCUCUCCCCUGGCCGCCUGAUGGUGGUAGGCACAAGAACGCCAUAGAUGUUGAAAAUGACAAUGCUGUCGACAUUGGCUAUGAAGGAGGGGAAGCAGUCAUCAGAAAGCGUUUUGUCGAUCCAAGAACUAAUCUCCGGCGCACAGAGUGGUUUAACGAGUGGGGAGAAAAUUUAGCUGACUUCGGGGUCGAUGUCGAGGCGGAGAGUCCAGAUUAA